CCGCAGAGCCUAUCGGAGAGCGUGCUGCAGAAGACCGUCCGAUUCUGUUACCACGCGUUCAACUUUGCCACCGGGUACAACCACGCCGACCCGCCUACCUCCUCCAUCGGCUACCGUCUCAUCAUCCUCGAGUCGGUCGCCGGCGUGCCUGGCAUGCUCGGAGGCAUGUUCCGUCACUUCCGCUCGCUCCGCCAGCUUCAGCGCGACCACGGCUUCAUCUUCACCCUCCUCGAGGAGGCCGAGAAUGAGCGGAUGCACCUAAUCGUCUGCAUGGACUUCUUCGAGGCCGGCCCCGUCACGCGGCUGGUGGUCAGCGCGGGGCAGGUGGCGAUGACGCCCUUCCUCGCCUCGCUCUACCUGAUCCGGCCGCAGCUGCUCCACCGCUUCGUCGGCUACCUCGAGGAGACAGCCGUCCACACCUACACCAACAUUGUGCACACCACCGAGACGCCCGGCACAAGGCUGCACGCCGCGUGGCACGCCACCCUCGCACCGGCCGAGGCGAUCGAGUACUGGAAGCUGCCGAGCGACGCGCGGUGGGUCGACUGCCUCAAGCGGAUGCUGGCCGACGAGUCGCACCACCGAGACGUCAACCACGCGAUGGCGUCCAUGACGGACGAGCAGCUGCUGGGCGAGAGCAACCCGUUCAUC
Molecule: messenger RNA, 651 nt
Organism: Emiliania huxleyi CCMP1516
Lineage: Eukaryota; Haptophyta; Isochrysidales; Noelaerhabdaceae
Product: putative alternative oxidase
Exons: 1
Biological process (GO): alternative respiration
Cellular component (GO): mitochondrion
Molecular function (GO): alternative oxidase activity
Source: RefSeq, a predicted model, not a curated record